AUGGGAUUCUUCUGGAAAACUGCAAAGCUCGGAAUCAAGGUCGGAUUGGUGGCGGGCGCGGUCAAACUGUCAAUCGAUAACGAUAUCUGGUCGACCAACAACGUCAAAGUUCGUUUUUUGUUGUGUUUUUCUCAUAAUCAGUGUAUCUUUCAGGGAUCCGAACUCUAUCAAAAGCUGAAAAAGUACAUUUUGCCGGGAACCGUUGUUUUCCCUCAGCAGGUGAGUGAUCGAGUUCCUAUCCAAUCGUUGCGAACCGAGUAAGUUCAGCUUCCGUCCGUCGAGGAUGUGCAAUUGAAGGCCGGUGGCAAGUGGAACAACGCAGUCGACUCGGUAUGUUCAAAUUUUAUGAUAAAUUAAAACGUUCGCAGUUUUUAAUUACAAAAAGUACUAUACAGCUCACCACUACUUUGUCUUCGAAAAACUAGAAAACAACGGCUUCACUCAUAGGAACGUGAAACGCGGUCCCAAAACUUUCGAAAAACUGUUGUUUCUAAACUCCCAAUUUCAGGUGUUCACGACAAUCGAAAACGUGCCCUCGAGCCUGAACACAGUUGCCAACCGACUUAUCAACAACAAGUAG
Molecule: messenger RNA, 580 nt
Organism: Caenorhabditis sp. 36 PRJEB53466
Lineage: Eukaryota; Metazoa; Nematoda; Chromadorea; Rhabditida; Rhabditidae
Source: the annotation of a GenBank genome assembly